This is a messenger RNA of Cyprinodon variegatus (sheepshead minnow), 1556 nucleotides long. RefSeq names its product equilibrative nucleoside transporter 1-like. Gene Ontology annotation, cellular component: plasma membrane. The transcript has 12 exons. Lineage: Eukaryota; Metazoa; Chordata; Actinopteri; Cyprinodontiformes; Cyprinodontidae. Gene Ontology annotation, molecular function: nucleoside transmembrane transporter activity. The record is from RefSeq and is a predicted model, not a curated record. Bases 1 to 1236 code for a protein of 411 amino acids. Gene Ontology annotation, biological process: uridine transmembrane transport; nucleoside transmembrane transport.
AUGAUCCUCCUGAUCACCAUCUCGGUCUCCUGGCUCUCCUCCGGUGGUCCUCCAGUUCAUUCACUAGUUGGUUUCUCAGUGACAAUGGCUACCAACUCCCCUAAAGACAAAUAUUUGGGCGUGUGGAUGAUCUUCUUCAUGCUUGGUCUGGGAACCCUGCUGCCCUGGAAUUUCUUCAUGACUGCUACCAUGUACUUCCAGAAACGUCUAAAGGAACCUCUUUCUGCUGAGGUUUCAGUCAAUCAGAGUGAGUCGGCACCUCCGAGUGUUUUAGAGGCCAAAUUCAACAACGUUAUGACCCUCUGUGCCAUGCUGCCGCUGCUUCUCUGCACCUGUCUCAACUCCUUUCUGCACUCACUAGUGCUGCAGGGCAGUCUCUUUGGGAUGGCCGGUUUGCUUCCAGCUUCAUACACGACUCCCAUCAUGAGCGGCCAAGGCCUCGCUGGGACUUUUGCUGCCUUUGCAAUGAUCUGCGCCAUUGCAAGUGGUUCUGAGAUGGAGAGUGCAGCAUUUGGUUAUUUCAUCGUAGCCUGUGUUGUCGUUUUCCUGUCCAUCCUGUCCUAUAUCAUGUUACCAAAAUUGGAGUUCUUCCAGUUUUUUCAAGAACAAAACAGAAAACCAACUUCGGAUGAUGAGCAAAAUGCAGUUACCCUGAUGAACACGGAGCUUAAAGAUGCUACAACUGAUGAGACGGACCAGAGCAUCUCCAUGAUGAAGAUUUUUAAGAAGAUUUGGGUCCUGGCGUUGUCGGUCUGCUGCACCUUCACCGUCAGCAUCGGCAUUUUUCCUGCCAUCACCUCUGACACUAAAUCCACUCUUGCUAAUGGAGGCCCCUGGGAGCGAUACUUCAUCCCUGUCAGCUGCUUCCUGCUCUUUAAUCUGUGUGACUGGACUGGGCGGAGCCUAACAGCUGUAUGCAUGUGGCCAGGUAGAGACAGCCUGGUCCUCCCCUUCUUCAUUGUGGCUCGGGUGCUCUUCAUUCCUCUCUUUAUGCUGUGUAACGUUCAGCCUCGCCUCCAUCUGCCAGUCUACUUCCAACACGAUGGCUACUUUAUCGCCUUUAUGGUUCUAUUUGCCUUCAGUAAUGGCUACCUGGCCAGCCUCUGUAUGUGCUAUGGACCAAAGAAGGUUCUACCUCAUGAAGCGGAAACAGCUGGAGCUAUAAUGGCUUUCUUCCUGUCUCUGGGUUUGGCUUCAGGAGCUGCUGCCUCCUUCUUGUUCAGGGCACUGGUCUAACUGGGACACCUUCAUAUUAAUCUUUUUUUUAAUGUACUGGACUUUAUUUUCUACCUUAAAGCGAUUCGUCUUAACUUGUUGACUGUUAUACUGGGUAUGACCAGAUGAAGAUCUGUUGGCUGAUAUAACAAGGAUGAACAUACGGUAAUGACGUAUUUUACACCUUUUCUAAUGAUGGUGCUGUUUAUUAUGUAUUUUUUUUAAGUAUAUUUAAAUAUUUUAAACUUGGAACAUUAUAAACUGUUCCAGAAUCCAAAGAACGUCUGAUAUUUAACAUCAAGCCUACUAUAUCUUUAAAAGUAAUUUUCAUCAGUUUGAAA